This is a messenger RNA of Sphenostylis stenocarpa, 435 nucleotides long. NCBI's taxonomy places the organism in Eukaryota, Viridiplantae, Streptophyta, Magnoliopsida, Fabales, Fabaceae. The record is from the annotation of a GenBank genome assembly.
AUGGGGUACCGGCCCCUAACCAGGGACAAAGAAUCCGACAACCCUGUAACCGUGGUGGUCGGAAAAGAGCAGAAGGUGUUCCUUGUGGACCCUUUCAUUUUACAAGAGAACCCUUUUCGGGUUUUGAUGGACACGUCCAGGAGGAAGAAGGAAGAGGAAAAUGAUAAUCAUCUCCAUCAUCAACGUAGUAGAGUGGUCUUCGUGGAUGUGGAUGCCAUUUUGUUCGAGCACAUGUUGUGGCUCAUGCAUAAUGAUUGCUCUUCUUUGUUCAACCUUAAUUUGAAGGACAUUAUUGAUUUCUAUGCUCAGGACGUUCUAGCCCACGGGCCUUCACUGGCUUCGGCUGAAAGGGCAUGUGACAGGUCUCCAGAAGAGUUUGGGCCUGUGGAUAACAAUUGUAUAUCAGGCUUUGGUGUUGCAGACAUAUUCGGUUAA